AUGGAUCUCUGUGUGACUAUCAAAGGGGUCUCCUUCCUCUUGCAAACAGGCCUGGGCAUAUUGGGGAACGCUGUUGUGCUUCUGGCGUACGCCAGCAUAAUCUGUACUGAACCAAAGCUCCUUCCUGUGGACAUGAUCCUUUGCCACCUUGCCUUUGCCAACCUGAUGCUACUGCUGACUCGUUGUGUGCCACAGACCAUGACUGUGUUUGGGUUGAAGGAUCUUCUGAAUGACCCUGGUUGUAAGGCGGUGAUCUAUGCCUAUCGCAUUGGACGGGCCUUGUCUGUGUGCAUCACCUGCAUGCUCAGCGUAUUUCAGGCCAUGACAAUAGCCCCUGCAGGGCCCAAAUUGUCCAAGUUGAAACCUAUGCUUCCCUCUCUAGUCCUUCCAACCUUUGCAGCAUUGUGGCUCCUUAAUAUGGCCAUUUGCAUUGCAGCUCCGUUUUUCUCCAUGGCUCCACGUAACGGCACCAUCCCUGCAUUCACCCUCAACCUCGGCUUCUGUCAUGUGGACUUCAGAGACAAUAUGUCCUAUGUUAUUAACGGAGUGGCCGUCUCUGGGAGGGAUUUUGCAUUUGUAGCCCUAAUGUUGGGCUCCAGUGGGUACAUCCUCCUGCUUCUGCACCGCCACAGCGAACAGGUGAAAGGGAUCCGUCGCUCUCAUGGCAGCAGGUCAGAAACUAGAGCGGCUAAAAUUGUGGUGACCCUGGUGGUUCUCUACGUUGUGUUCUUUGGCAUUGAUAAUGUGAUCUGGAUCUACAUGUUGACGGUGUCAAAGGUUUCACCAGUAGUGGCUGACAUGAGGGUGUUCUUCUCCUCCUGCUAUGCCUCCCUCAGCCCCUACUUUAUCAUUUCAUCCAACAAGAAGGUCAAGAGGAAGAUUGUGUGUGUAGCAGAGCACGACCAACCGUUAGUGGACACUCAGGAGUCGAAUGAGAAAUGACUCUGUCUCUGCCUUGACAGCCUGCCAUCUAGGAUGCAUUGCAGCAAAUCUAUAAAACCUGUUUAUCUUUUAGCAUUUUUACCAAGAUAAUUAUUUAGU
Messenger RNA from Xiphophorus maculatus (southern platyfish), 1041 nucleotides. Its product is annotated as vomeronasal type-1 receptor 1-like. Lineage: Eukaryota; Metazoa; Chordata; Actinopteri; Cyprinodontiformes; Poeciliidae. Gene Ontology annotation, biological process: G protein-coupled receptor signaling pathway. Bases 1 to 942 code for a protein of 313 amino acids. The record is from RefSeq and is a predicted model, not a curated record. Gene Ontology annotation, molecular function: pheromone receptor activity. The transcript has a single exon. Gene Ontology annotation, cellular component: membrane.